Molecule: messenger RNA, 5492 nt
Organism: Fopius arisanus
Lineage: Eukaryota; Metazoa; Arthropoda; Insecta; Hymenoptera; Braconidae
Gene: pyd
Product: polychaetoid
Exons: 9
Coding region: 786-4853 (1355 amino acids)
Biological process (GO): regulation of apoptotic process; cell-cell adhesion; protein localization to cell-cell junction
Cellular component (GO): bicellular tight junction; plasma membrane
Molecular function (GO): cell adhesion molecule binding
Source: RefSeq, a predicted model, not a curated record
ACCGGUGUGUCGGCACUGGGCACUCACCAGGGCUCAGCCUCCACACUCCCAACUCUCCUUCAAUAUUUCUCUCUGCCUCGCCUCUCAGCCUUUCUCGUCUCUCCCUUCAGUCGUGCGCGUUCCUCCAUCGCCGAUCGCCGCUUGCCCAGGACCUCCGAAGGACACCUAUAAAACACAUUAAAUAAUAAAUCCUUACACAGUGUACUUCUCAUCGAUCCACUCAAAAAUUGGAUUGCAACUUAUUGCCACUCAUUUUCUGGCAAUGGAUCACAGUAGCUGGCAUUAGAAGACAUUAAAAUACGAGAGAAGCCUCGAAUUGCACAGAAAACAUUCUAAAAUCUCCUCCGAGGCACAGUGGAAACAAAAAAAAAAGAAAAACAAAAAAGCGGUGGAUAGAAGCAGGUGGACUUGUGACUUCUCUCUUCUUCGUCGUUUCGUCUUUUUCUUCAUAUGGAUCCAGUGAAUCCUCAAGGAGGCUUUGUACAGUCCGAGCCACGUGCUCAAACGUGUGCCAUCUCCAGCGGCUUGGAGUUGAAAAACCUUCAUGUGGAAAUUGACAUCUAAUAGCUCAACUGAGAGAACAAGUUCUGCACCUGAUGUGCGUAAAGUUGAUGCAACAGUGGUGGCGUGGGUAGAAUUCCAUUCACUAAGGAUUAUUAUAUUCUAUCAAUUAACUUGUGUAUAGUUAUUUUGGAGUAUUAUCGAUGGAUUACGACAGGGAGUGUCGUGAAAUGUUGAGGGAGUAGAUUAAAGCUUGGAAAUAAAGCCAGAUUGCAUAAGUGAGAAUGGAUAGGAAUGAAACAAUCACUGGAGUGGGUGGUGGUAACUCUGGAUCACCAUUGGGACAGCAGCAGUCACCCCAGGGAUCUACUCCCCCCCAUAAUCCUGUUGGAAACCUCGACAAUCAGGUUGGUGACCGAGGAUGGGAGGUGCACCAUGUAACAGUAACCCGAGUACCAGGUUAUGGUUUCGGGAUAGCAGUGUCUGGGGGUCGAGACAAUCCUCACUUUACUAAUGGUGAUCCAGCAAUAGCCAUAUCAGACGUACUCAAAGCCGGUCCUGCUGAGGGAAAGCUCCAGGUGAAUGAUAGAAUUAUUUCUGCCAAUGGUUUAUCCUUGGAGGGUGCUGAUUACGGAGCAGCUGUACGAGUUCUCAGGGAUUCCGGAUCCACAGUUCUUUUGGUGGUGAAACGAAGAGCGAUUGGAACAGCUCCAGGCUCCCCGGCGAGUACUCCACAAAGUCAUCGCUUAACAUUAACAAGAAAUAACAAAAAGGAUGACUUUGGUAUCGUUCUGGGAUGUCGUCUAUACGUUCGUGAAGUGACGCGCGAGGCAACUGGAGCUAAACCUGGAGAUAUCGUUACUAGAAUUGGUGGAGUAGCUGCUGAUAAUAUGAAUCUCAAGGAGGCCAGGAAGAUGAUGGACCAGUGUAAGGAGAGAUUAUCAAUAGUUGUUACCAGAGACGCUCCGAACAGCAAUUCAUAUCCAUCCGGCAAGGUUGAGGGUGGUGAGUAUCUGUCAGGGGCGAGCUACAGCAGUCAGAAUCUUUACGUUCCACCACCGACUCGCCAGCCCAUCGAGGAUAAGAGCAAUCUAGCACCCAGGGGACGCUCCAGAGGGCCAUUAAUGGAUGUUUCACUGAGUCAACUCGAUUUACCAGCAACGCCGACGGUAGAUCCGCCAAGACCCCCUCCACCGAGAGGACUAGAAGAUUACUACAGCUCCAGCUCGAGGAGACAGCUCUAUGAUGAGGAUCCACUUGUACAGAGGUCGAAACAACCCAUGCCGGAUCCUCGGUUCAUAACUUUCCAGAAAGAAGGUUCAGUGGGGGUGAGGUUGACGGGUGGAAAUGAGACUGGAGUUUUUGUCACAGCAGUACAACCAGGCAGUCCAGCCUCUCUUCAAGGGCUUCAACCGGGUGACAAAAUUCUUAAGGUCAAUGAUAUGGAUAUGAAGGGGGUAACAAGGGAGGAAGCUGUACUCUUUCUCCUCAGUCUUCAGGAGCAAAUUGAUCUGAUUGUUCAACACAGGAGGCAGGACUACGAACAAAUUGUCGCUUCUGGAAGGGGGGACUCAUUUCACAUCAAGACACAUUUUCAUUAUGAACAGCCUGAAAAGGGGGAGAUGAGCUUUCGAAGUGGUGAUGUAUUUCAUGCUGUUGACACACUCCAUAAUGGAGUUGUUGGCUCCUGGCAGGUCUUCAGAAUUGGUAGAAAUAAUCAGGAGGUGCAGAAGGGGAUUAUCCCAAACAAGGCGAGGGCCGAGGAGCUCGCCACUGCUCAAUUUAAUGCCACUAAAAAGGAAUUGAGUGCCAGUGAAAGUCGUGGAAGCUUCUUUAGGCGAAGAAGGGGUAGUCAUCGACGAUCAAAGUCUCUCGGGCGUGAUCACUGGGACGAUGUUGUCUUUUCCGACAGUGUUAGCAAAUUUCCAGCUUAUGAGAGGGUUGUUCUCAGACAUCCUGGCUUCAUACGGCCUGUUGUCCUAUUUGGCCCAGUUGCUGAUCUCGCUAGGGAGAAAUUGCUCAAAGAUUUUCCAGAUAAAUUUACCUCUCCUCAGAUGGAAAGCCAAAUGGAGGAUGGGGGAAAGUCCACUAAGACAUCUGGUAUAAUUCGGUUGAGUGCAAUUAGAGAGGUAAUGGAUAGAGGAAAGCAUGCCCUAUUGGAUAUAACGCCAAACGCCGUUGACAGAUUGAAUUACGCUCAAUUUUAUCCAAUAGUCAUUUUUCUCAAGGCCGAAACCAAGCAAGUGGUCAAGGAGAUGAGAGCAGGAAUACCAAAGUCGGCGCAUAAGAGCAGCAAGAAGCUUCUCGAACAGUGUCAGAAGCUUGACAAAAUAUGGGGCCACGUGUUCAGCGCCGUUAUCACAUUGACGACACCCGAGGCAUGGUAUAGAAAACUCAGGGAGUUAAUUGACCGUCAACAACAGGGACCCUUGUGGAUGAGCCAGACAAAACCGGAAGAGGCCCUCUCGGAUGAUUUCCUCUUCCCGAUGACAUCACGCCUCUCCUACGCCUCCUCCCCGGAGAGUGAUUUGGAAUUAAGCCCAGCACCCCCGAUUCCCGGUGCCCUGGGGCCACCUACGAGGCUUAAAAGUAGCUCUGAUCCAAGUAUCGCUACUCAGGAUGAUACCGCUGCACCCCCACCAUAUACAUCAAGCUACCAGGCAUUUGAGCAGCACAAGCGUGCGCAAGGUGGGCCAACAGACAGCAAAUACGGUUUCUCCAUCUCUAACCAGAUGAACGAACAACCAGGGCUGCCGCAAUAUCCUGUGCAAUCCCAGACUCGGUCUCCCCAUCAAGGUCCCCCGGAUUUACCUCCGAGAGUCGACAGAAAUGUCAAGCCGACGAGUCAGACCCCACGAGGCACAAUUGGACGAUCAGCAGCUGACAGAUUGCUCAACAAAACAGAUUCAGUCCUGGACAUGGGAAAUUACAUCAAUGCAACUCCUCAUCGAGCGAAUGCCACGUCGUCCCUCGAGAGGAGUCAACCCAAAACUGGAAGUUAUGACAGCAUGUCGUCUUAUGAUUCAUAUAAUAACACCAAUGGAAAUGCAACGUAUACAGGAACAGGUAUUAACACAUCUUCUGGGCGUCUUGGACCUAAUGUGCCAGAUGAUCUCAAAACGGGGAGUAUGCCAGCAUCGCAAAGGCCUCAUGACCCCUACAGGUUCACAAGAUCGACAGCACAACCCAUCAACAGCCAGGAUUCGCAGACUAGGACUGAUUACGCCAAAUACAGUCGAACGGGGGAGCACAACAAAGUGAUAACCACAACACCGGGAAAGUCAUCAUCAUCAUCAUCGGGUGGAGGUACUUACAAGCCUAUACCACCCCCAAAACCCAAAAAUUACCGACCACCACAGCAACAGAUCGUUCAGGAUGAGAAUAACGGCGGUGGAAUGUAUCAACAUGCGAAGAGCUAUUCUAUGAAUGCCUCGUCGCACCUUCAUAAUGGGACAGAAAGUGGUGGUGGUGGUAGUGGUGUUGGCGGUGGUGGUGGUAACAUGCAACGAAAUAGCGGACAAUACUACUACAACAUACCUCCACCAAACCACCGAACAGCAGUCGAGACAAAUUACCUGAUGAAUUCGAAUCAUAGCCACACUCACACCUCACCAAAUCACAGUCAUUCUCUCAGUCAUACUCAUUCGCAUUCCAAUCCACCAAUAACCGGCCACGCUCACAGCAACAGCGUAGGUCAGCUGACACUAGGCCAUACGCAUAAUGUAAAUCGCAGUAAUGUCAAUCCCAACGGGCACAGCCACAGUAACAGCCACGUGGGCACAAUUCAUCCUUCAGGAGGUAAUUCUGGUCACAAUCGUGAGACAAGUGGAUUAGAUUUAGCUGGAAGUCGUGAGCAACGUGGAAGUGCUUUCGAAUUAUAUCGAAAGCCACCGCUCCAUCAUCACAAUGUCAGGGGCGGUGGUUGGUCUCUUAGGAACACUGGGGUGGCCCGCGGUUUGUUCGAUAGCGAGGGUGGUGUCCUCGAGGGACCGGGCGGGGUCACUUUAACAAUACCUCCGGGUGCACUAGCUCCAAAUACAAGACAAGAGAUUUACUUCGCGGUCACAACCCCGCAUGCUAUUGAAUCACAUAACAACGAUCAUCGUCGUACAUCUAUCUCACCGCCAAUGCACCAUGGUGAAUCUUUAUUGAGUCCCGUAGUGGAGUGUGGACCACGAGGACUUGAAUUCAAGGUUCCAGUUGACCUGAGGAUUCCCCACAAUGCAACAUCCGCCCACAAGCUGGCCCUAAAAGCUACGGACGUUGAUGCAACAUCUAGUAGUGAUUGGAUGGACGUGAAAUUGCCAAAGCCCACGUCAGAUCAUGUACUCGUUAAACUCGAUCACUUCUAAAUUCUCCCCCACCCUUUAGCCUAUUAAUCCUCAAUAAGAUUUAAUGCUUAUUCUCUAUCGAAAAAACAGACUAUUUUGAUUAGACAUAAUCCACAAUAAUUUUUCCUCGCGAUUACUCAAUUGUAUUCGGUAGAAAGGAGAGCAAGGCUGAAAUACCAAAUGAGCAGAGUAUAUCGAACUAUUAUUAGAGUUAAAUGAGAAGAAAAAAUAAUGAAACAUUAAUGCAAUGUGGCUUACAUAUUUUUUCUCUUUUUUGUUGUACGCGUUGUUGCCUCUUGAAACAUUCAUUCAUGAAAAUAAGUCAGCAGUUGAUAUGUAGCACGUCUCAUUAUUUUCUUUUUUGUUUACUCAUUUUUAAUAAUUUGUUUAUUGAGAUUAUUUUGAUUACGCAAAGCUGUGUAGAGGAAAAUGCAUUUUUAAAAGCAAUACUUGGUGAUAAUUUCGCUGCGCUAUAGUCCCUAAAUUUGAGACUGUAGAAGGCUUAAUGAACUUAUAUACAUAAAUACUAUAUAACGAAUAAGUUCCUUUUUUACUUAUCCAAAAGAAAGCUCAAUUGUUGUCUUAGCCAAGUUGACUUACAAUUACCAAUUGAAUGUUUAUUUGUAUGACUCAAUAAAGAUAUGCAAAAGUUUCUAUGAA